This is a messenger RNA of Lacerta agilis (Sand lizard), 2617 nucleotides long. RefSeq names its product peptidase inhibitor 16 (gene PI16). The record is from RefSeq and is a predicted model, not a curated record. Gene Ontology annotation, cellular component: extracellular region. Bases 298 to 1734 code for a protein of 478 amino acids. NCBI's taxonomy places the organism in Eukaryota, Metazoa, Chordata, Lepidosauria, Squamata, Lacertidae. The transcript is spliced from 5 exons.
UGACCCUGCAAGCCAGGUUCCUCUUACUGGAGGAAUAGUUGAUGCAUCAUUUUCAUGCACACAAUUGAUUUCAUCGAAUGGGCAUGGCUCAUCUGACCGUCCCUUAAGGACCAUUAUUCUUCUUCCAUCAAUGAUACUCCGUGAGAUGGGUGUGUCCCCUCUAUGGCUCCGAAAGGCAUUCUAAUAAAAAGAUAAAUUUCCUCCUUGCGAUCUUGGGCUUUGGGUGUUCCUUAUUCUGGGAAGGGAUUUAAAGCUGUCUGCCAGACCCGUGGGCUGUUAAAACAAGACAGUGCCACAAUGCUGAGCUCAGGCCUGCAAAUUCCCCCCCUCUUCCUCCUCCUCCUCCUCCUCCUGUUGCUCACAGCGAUGGAGCUCAGCUGCUCUUUUACAGAUGAGGACAAGAAGUUACUCGUGGACCUGCACAAUCAGUAUCGUGCUAAGGUUUCCCCUCCAGCUGCAGAUAUGCUGAAAAUGAGCUGGGAUCCAGAGCUGGAAGCCUUUGCCAAGGACUACGCAACAAAAUGCAUCUGGGAACACAAUGCGGAGCGUGGACGGCGAGGCGAGAACCUCUUUGCCAUGUCUGGCGACCUGGAUGUGAAGAUGGCGGUGGAUGAGUGGUACAACGAGUACACCUUUUAUAAUAUGACAACAUUAACCUGCCAAGAAGGGCAGAUGUGUGGUCACUAUACACAGGUGGUCUGGGCAAGUAGUGAGCGUGUGGGCUGUGGGACGGUGUUCUGCAAAACCCUGGAAUUCCUGAAUGACACCGACAUGCAUUUGGUAGUCUGCAACUAUGAGCCACCGGGGAACAUAAAGGGCCGCAAACCGUACAAGGAAGGGGCUCCAUGUUCCAUGUGCCCAGAUGGCUAUUCCUGUAAGGACUCUCUCUGUGAAUCCGGUGUCGACAUGGGAGAUGCCACCGCAUCUCCUAAGCUGGAGCCAACGGCUGUCUUGACUGCAAGCCCAGCUCUGCAAACCACACCAGAUUCAGCACCUGAUACGCCAGAGAGUCCCCAAACAGGAGCAGAAUCUGAAUCCCCAACAGCUGAAGGGCCAACCUCUUCGCUAGAGCUAACUUCAGACUUGUCAAACUCAGACGCAACUGUUUCCUCUUUGGUGACAAUGGGAGUUACAACUCUUCGUCCUGCCUCCCCAGAAUCAAGAACUGAAAAAGCCACUUCCUCAGAAUUUCCUUUGUCUGGUGGCUUAGCCACACCUGAAGCCACCAUUAAAAAAACUGAGCCACCUCCAACUCCCCCCACACCAGUGCAUUCUACCCGAAAGUCACCCUUGGUCCCUAAACCUGCAUCCACCCCUAAACCUCCAUCGACAGCUAAACCUCCCUCCAUGCCCAAACCCCUUUCAGCCCAUAAGCAUCCCUUCUUCUCCAAGCUACCCGCCCCAAAGAAGCCUCCCGCCUCUAAAACACCCGCACGCCACCGCUUGUCAGCUUACUCCAAAGCAAUAAACAAGCACAGCAAUGCUGCUCAGGCCUCUGCAGAUAAGGCACCUGUUCACAACACUGCAGGUAAGGCAGCUUCAAUCUCUGUCUGCCUGCCUUGCCUUGGAUGCAAACAGAUUAACCACCCUGAAGAAAUAAAGACUGCGCUUAAAGAGCUGACUUCCAGGUACCCCUAUGCUCCGUGUUUCCCCCCGCUUCCCCGGUGGCAGAGGCAUAGCAAGUGGGGCAAUACACUUAGGAAGGCCAGGCCUUAUUGGCUCAACAGUUUAUAGCAGUAUUUGAUCCAACAUAUUUAUAGGCUGAGCCCUCCGUCUUCUCUUUUGUACAUGCAUGCCUAUGUCUGUUCAUGAGCAUGCCUGGCCAUUUUCCUUUCUGCCCUUUUAGUGAGUUUGCCAGUCUGCUGGGAAUAGCACUGUAGCAUGGCCAGUGGCUGAAAAUUCUGUAGAUGGUGGUACAACUCUUGCCCAAGCAAUAAUGCUCUUGGGAGGUUGCAGUUUAUUUCCACAACCCCUUGUUUUCACCCGUUCAGGAAUGUGGAGCACACAUGAUUUUUUCCCCUACUUUCCUUCUCUUUAAGCUUUGCUAGGGUCAUACUGUCAUGAAACCUCAUUCCACCCAAUGACUCACCUGUGAUCAUCCUCCCUCUUGUCUGUGCUCUGUGCACCACAAAUGGGGGCCCUAUUUAUUUGCAGGACUGUGCCUGGAAGUCAUUCCCGGGCUUCCUAUUCUGCUUGUGAAUUGGUGACAAGGUGUCUGCAUUCUCCACUGUCAGCCCAUACUUUACCCCAAAAUGCCGAUAAAAACCUGGAUCUUGAAAACCCAGAUAAUGUAAAAAACCUGUAUCUUGAAAGCUGAACAAAUUGUGCAAGAUAAGCAAAGGCCUGCAAACCUACUGAAUUCCUUUAGCUGAUCCCAAAACAUUAAUUUGUGCUCCCUUGGUACAGCCUCUGGAGCUUUGUGGCUUGGAAUACAAACAGUUGUGUUGAUCAAAGAAUUGGUUGUGCCCACCUGAAAUGUAAAGCAAACUGAUAUGGCUUGUUUGUAAGGAGGAUGGAGAGAAAAUGAAUGACUGAUUAGGGAGAGUGAUGUGAGUCUCUAUAGAAACUCAGUGCACAAGAGCUACAUUAAGCAAUCAAUAAAUGAAGUGCAUGUGGA